GUGACCCGGGGCCCGGCCAUGGCUCCGCUCCGGGCCGCGACGCCCCGCAGCCGGGACGGGGGACCCGCGCCCCCCGCCUAGGGCCCCCCCCCGCGCCCCUCCGCGCCCCCUCCCCCAGCAUGGGGGAGAAGGCGGGCACCAGGGUGUUCAAGAAGUCCAGCCCCAACUGCAAGCUCACGGUCUACCUGGGCAAGAGGGAUUUCGUGGAUCAUCUGGACCGGGUGGACCCUGUGGACGGGGUGGUGCUGGUGGACCCCGAAUACCUGAAGGACCGCAAAGUGUUCGUGACGCUGACCUGCGCCUUCCGCUACGGCCGCGAGGACCUGGACGUGCUCGGUCUGUCCUUCCGCAAGGACCUUUUCGCCGCCACCUGCCAGGCCGUGCCCCCCCUGCCCGAGGAGCGCCGGCCCCCCACGCGCCUCCAGGAGCGCCUGCUCCGCAAGCUGGGCGCCCACGCCUACCCCUUCGCCUUCACGAUCCCCCAAAACCUGCCCUGCUCCGUGACGCUGCAGCCCGGCCCCGAGGACACCGGCAAGGCCUGCGGCGUCGACUUCGAGAUCCGGGCGUUCUGCGCUAAAUCCCUGGAGGAAAAAAUCCACAAAAGGAACUCGGUGCGCCUGGUGAUCCGGAAGGUGCAGUACGCGCCGGAGCAGCCCGGCCCCCAGCCCACCGCCGAGACCACCCGGCACUUCCUCAUGUCCGAGCGCUCCCUGCACCUCGAGGCCUCGCUGGACAAGGAGCUCUACUACCACGGGGAGCCGCUGAGCGUCAACGUCCACGUCACCAACAACUCCAGCAAGAGCAUCAAACGGGUCAAGGUCUCCGUGCGGCAGUUCGCCGACAUCUGCCUCUUCAGCACGGCCCAGUACAAGUGUCCCGUGGCCCAGAUAGAGCAGGACGACCAGGUGGCCCCCAGUGCCACCUUCUGCAAGGUGUACACCCUGACGCCGCUGCUGAGCAACAACCGCGAGAAGCGGGGGCUGGCGCUCGACGGCAAGCUCAAGCACGAGGACACCAACCUGGCCUCCAGCACCAUCGUCAAGGAGGGGGCGAACAAGGAGGUGCUGGGCAUCCUCGUGUCCUACCGCGUCAAGGUGAAGCUGGUGGUGGCCCGUGGCGGGGACGUCUCGGUGGAGCUGCCCUUCGUCCUCAUGCACCCGAAGCCCCCCGAGCCCUUCGCCCCGCCGCGGCCGCAGUCAGCCCUCCCCGAGACGGACGCGCCUGUCGACACCAACCUCAUCGAGUUCGAGACCAACUAUGGGCCGGACGACGACAUCGUCUUCGAGGACUUCGCCCGGCUCCGGCUCAAGGGGCUCAAGGACGAGAAGGACGACGAGGACCAGUUCUGCUAGGGGGGGGCCCUCGCCCCCCCCAGACCCCUCCCCGGUCCGUGGGGACCCCCCAUUUUCCCAGGGACCCCCCCUUCAACCCCCCCAAAAUCCCUCCGUUUCUUUAACCCGUCCCCGUCUGACUGCUGUAAGGGGGGGCCGUCCCCUCCCCUCCCCAAUUUGGGGGGGCGUCCGUCCCUUCCCCCCACGCGUGGUGGGGGGCAUUUUAGGGUCACCCUGGCCACCCCCGCUGGGGGGGGGGCCCAUUCCCCCCACCCCAAAGCACUGGACUCGACUGGGCAUUACCCCCCCCCCCCGUGUCCCCCUCUCAGCGUCCAUCCGUCCGUCCCUUGCUGCCCCCCGCACUGUUUAUAUGUAUAUUAAUUUUAAAGCCGUUUUGGGGGUUCCCCCCCGACACGUGUAGGACCCCCCCCCGGGCCCUGUCGCCCUCCCCGGGGCUGUGUGUGACAUGGGGGGGGGGGGGCAGGGUCCCCCCUUUGGGGACACGCGGGGGGGGGGUGACUGGGGUGAAUAAAGACUUUGACUCGU
Rhea pennata is the source of this 1877-nucleotide messenger RNA. It is a transcript of the gene ARRB2, whose product is annotated as arrestin beta 2. The transcript has 15 exons. The record is from RefSeq and is a predicted model, not a curated record. Gene Ontology annotation, cellular component: cytoplasm. Gene Ontology annotation, molecular function: angiotensin receptor binding. Bases 120 to 1352 code for a protein of 410 amino acids. Lineage: Eukaryota; Metazoa; Chordata; Aves; Rheiformes; Rheidae. Gene Ontology annotation, biological process: G protein-coupled receptor internalization; signal transduction; positive regulation of ERK1 and ERK2 cascade.